AUGGCGUCGCUCGCUCGCAAGCUCGCCGUCCUCCCCGCAGCUCGCCUCGCCGCCCGUCCCCGCUGCUCCUCUUCGCACCUCCCCGUGCCGCGCUCCCUCCAUCCCCUUGCGCCCUUCGUUCCGCUCUCCGCUUCCCCGCGUGGCCCCGCGGCCACGCCGCGCAUUGCGUCCCGGCCGUCCGUCGCAGCUCCCUCCGCCGUCCCUCGGUUCUCCGCCGCGGCGGGGCGGCGGAGCGUGGCGUCGAGCGCGUCGGGGGGCGGCGGGGGGCGGGGCGCGCGCGAGGCGGAGGAGGAGUGGGAUCGCGAGGUGCUGGUGCAGCACCUGGUGGUGGGCGCGGACCAGCUGCCGCUGCUGCUGGAGCUGCAACGCCGCAUCAUGGCGGAUGACGAGGAUCUGAGCGACCUGGCGGCGGAGCACUCGCUGUGCGCGUCGAGGGAGAAGGGCGGCAUGGUGGGGUGGAUCUCCAAAGGCUCCACUGAGCCGGAGUUUGAGGAGGCGGCAUUCAAGGCGCGGCCGGGCGACGUGGUGCGGUGCAAGACUAAGCACGGAUGGCACUUGCUGCAGGUGCUGGGGGAUAGGCACGCGGCGGUGUUGGACCAGGUGACGGUGGAGGAGUUUGCACGCCGCCUCGCCCACGACUACGUGCUGCUGCCGCCACAGGGGGGGCCGACAGGCAGUGGGGGUGGUGAUGGUGGGGAGGGGCGGUCGCUGGAGGCGGAGCUGGUGGAGGCGCAGGCGGAGAGUGAGGGGAGGCGGGCAGUGCAGCUGGUGGACGUGCGCGAGGCAAGGGAAGUGGAGAUGGCAGCCAUCCCCGGGUUCACAGUGCUGCCGCUGAGCCAGUUCGGCCAGUGGGGUCCGUCCAUCGCUGACACACUGGACCCUCACACUGACACCUACCUCCUGUGCCAUCACGGCAUUCGCUCGCAGCAGAUGGCCCACUGGCUCCAAUCCCAGGGCUUCACGCGUCUGUUCAACAUUGCCGGGGGCAUCGAUGCAUACUCGCUCAGGGUCGACCCCUCCAUCCCCCGUUACUAG
Messenger RNA from Closterium sp. Yama58-4, 1035 nucleotides. The record is from the annotation of a GenBank genome assembly. Lineage: Eukaryota; Viridiplantae; Streptophyta; Zygnematophyceae; Desmidiales; Closteriaceae.